CCUUUUUCGAGCCAAAAACCUUUUCUCAACUCUCACCCUCUGCAGUCGCAAACAGAGACAGAGAGAGAGAGAGCUCUCUGUUCAGAUGGUUUGGUGGGAGAUGUUGUUAGAAAUGGAGAGAGGUCGUUGCUUUCCAACGUUGUUAACGUCUGUCCAUAUAGGUCUUGGCUGUGUCGAUUGUGCUAUCGCUGCUCUUGCAUUCUUUCAGUUGAUCAGGAUUCACAUUCGGAAUCAUCAACUAGGCUGGACACGCCAGAAGGUAUUCCAUCUGAUGAUUGGCAUUUCCAACCUAGGUUUCUUUAUAUACUUUGUAUCGACUGUUAUUGCUACUUGUAAGGGAUGGUUUUGCUGGUCGCAUGCUUGUGCAUUUGUUCUGAUGGCAUGUCCCAGCAUUAUCUUCCUAGCAGCAUUUCUGCUACUUUUAUCUUUCUGGGUCGACCUUUGCCAUCAGGCAAGCGAUGAAGAUGAGGAGGAUGAAGAUGGUAGCUUCCAAGAAGCCUUACUGGAAAAGACACAGGCUAAGUCAGGUUCAUCCAACAGGGAUAGUCACAGAAAAUGCUGCCCUUUCCACACCAUUCAUGUUGGAAGCCGACAAAAAUUUGUGAUUUUGGUGAGUGUGCUAGUGUUUUUCUUUAUGAUGGCAUUUGCAGUUCUAAUUUGGAUUGGCAGGGGAAAAAAUCGUAUUGAUUCUUCUGUCGUGGCUCGGGUAUACAUAGAUAUCUUUUCUGUAGCAAUGCUUUUACUUGGUGGAGCUCUGGCUUGCUAUGGUCUGGUACUGUUCUUGAAAAUGAGGAAAGUACGCUCCGACAAAGCUUUGUCUGAGAUGUGGAAGGUUGCAGGUUUGGCAGUUGUCUCUGUUGUAUGUUUCACAUCCAGCGCUGUAGUGGCUCUUUUUAGUGAUAUUCCUGUGCUUUAUCAUUGGCAUCCAAAAUCCAUCAAGGAUGUAAAAACUCCAGUUCUAAUAAUUCUAUAUUAUUUCAUAGGUUCAUCAAUACCCUCAGCUUUUGUAUUAUGGGUAAUGAAAGAAAUGCCACCUCCCCAUACAGUUGGUAGACAAGCUCAGUCCAGAAUAGUAACUUUCAUCAGAGAUAGACCAGCAACCAUGCAUCAUCCCCAACGCUGGACUACCAUCACAAGUGCACAGAAUCAGGGCAAGAGAACACUACCCUGCCGGCACAGGUACAUGCCAGUGCGCAGGCCAAUGAGAGGGCGCAUGGGGGCAUCCUCAGCAUGGCUGCGUGGGGGCAGCAGCCUUUCUGCACCUGGCAUGUUUAGGCAUAGACACGCAAGCAGGCAUCAAGAGCUAGCCCUAUAUAAGAAAAAGUCACAUGAAGCUGAAAUAUCCAGGACUCUGAAAUUCAUGGAGACAAGGGUAGAAGUUCAGGACCACCAUUGCUACAAAGGGUUGACUUUCAACCAUGAGACUGAGAGGCCAUUGAAGCUGUUAGCAUCAUCUUGAUGGAGUAUUCAAAUCUCAGCCAUAAGGUGGUUAUUGCCAUUAUUUGGCAUUCUACACUUGUAAAUAGCGGUGAUGUGUUGCUUCUUUCAAACUUAACAUCUUUUUUCAUGUUUUGUAAAAAGCUGCAUGUUCAAAUGCUGGCAAGGUUGUGCCCAUGCUUUGUGUGACCUUUCUGCUUUACUUUUUGGUUUUUUCUUAUUUUGUUAUGGAGAAAUUUUUCCGUCACCGGGCUGGAAGGUUCACCACA
Messenger RNA from Macadamia integrifolia, 1706 nucleotides. Its product is annotated as tobamovirus multiplication protein 1-like. Bases 86 to 1459 code for a protein of 457 amino acids. The transcript is spliced from 14 exons. The record is from RefSeq and is a predicted model, not a curated record. NCBI's taxonomy places the organism in Eukaryota, Viridiplantae, Streptophyta, Magnoliopsida, Proteales, Proteaceae.